AUGUACAAAUUUACGUCAUCUUCGAUACCAUUCAAGAAUAAUAAAAAUGCAAUAACAAUUUUAAUGUUUAUUUUUUUUUUCACAAUUCCAACAAUAAAUUCGUUAACUAUAACACAACCUCAUCCAUCAUCAGUACCACCACCAGCCCCAACAGACAAAGUAUAUCCAGAAUCUUUCUCAAGAAGUGGCUGUCAUAUGAUGGGACAAGUGGAAUUUUAUCCAAGGAUGAACACAGAUAAUCUUUUUGGAUAUAUAAGUUUCAUAGAGACAUCUGGUGGUAAAGAAGUGGUCGUUAACGCCAUAUUGGCAACUGAAAUAGGAUUGGAUGGACUAAAGGAUCCCGAAGAUCCAUCAAAACCACUUUACAAUAUGGAAUUGAUUGAUGACGAAAACAAAUUAGUUUAUGAUCUUACAGCUCCCAUAUUCAAUAACGCUUUAUAUGUGGUAUCUUUAAAAAUACAGAGAGCUCCACUUAGCAUUUGUGAUAAAACCAAAUCUAUUAUAGGUAAAUACCUUGUUAUCAAGAAAGACGGCGUUGAAAUUGAUAGGGCAAAAAUAUUUGGAAUGUUGGACACCACAAACGGCUUUAUUUUUGAGCAAUUUUAA
Molecule: messenger RNA, 606 nt
Organism: Entrophospora sp. SA101
Lineage: Eukaryota; Fungi; Glomeromycota; Glomeromycetes; Entrophosporales; Entrophosporaceae
Source: the annotation of a GenBank genome assembly